Messenger RNA from Scylla paramamosain (green mud crab), 2618 nucleotides. Its product is annotated as LDL receptor repeat-containing protein egg-1-like. Gene Ontology annotation, cellular component: plasma membrane. The transcript is spliced from 13 exons. Lineage: Eukaryota; Metazoa; Arthropoda; Malacostraca; Decapoda; Portunidae. The coding region runs from base 874 to 1485 and encodes 203 amino acids. Gene Ontology annotation, molecular function: protein binding. The record is from RefSeq and is a predicted model, not a curated record.
CAGCUGACGUCUCUUUAUUUACAGUCUGGGUCGAGAAGGACAAGAAGUAGGUGUUGCGUCGCCUCGCUCCUCCUGCCCACCAGUGACGUGAUAUUGUAUUAACACUUGCCAACACUACUGCAAUUACCUGACUCUUGCACUUAAUUACUGAGGAACGGGUCCAAGAUGGUGGCCCUCCUUUGACCCCACCCCUCCACGGCUUCCUCCCCACCACCACCAUGGCUUCCUCCUCCUCCUCCUCCUCUGCCUCCCCCUCCUCCCCAUCCUCCCCCUCCCCCUCCCCCUCCUUGAUGGUGGUGGUGGUGGUGGUACUGCUUCUAACUGUUGGGUCUCAAUGCAGCCUAACCAAGAGCACCACCAGCCCAGGAAUUUAUAUUAAGGUAAGCAGCCCAUUGACUUGUAAUGGCCCCACUGCUGCCACCACCACCACCACCACCUCCACCAGCUACAACACCACCAGCAGCAGGUUUGGGAUCAUCUCGUCACCGAAGAGGCUGGGGCAGAUUAUGUGCUCGUGGGAUAUUGUCAACCCUCAACGAGAGACACUGCUGCUAAGCUUCACCCAGUUUGACCUGUCAGAUGGGCCAUGCAUGGGUUACUCAAGGAGCUGCUGCAGCCACUGGCUCUCUAUAUACGCCAGCGGCACCAAAUCGCUGAAGUAUAGACGAAACGAAAGACCUUACAACCACCUUGAGUCUACCCUUCUUCAGGAGUUCUCAAUGGGACUUCCUGGCGCUGGGGGGAUUCUGGGGGAAAGCGUCUAUGUGGGUCUGAUCCCCCGCCCCGGUGGUCACCCAGGCGUCCAGAGUGCUUCUCAGGUACUCACAGGAGGCUUGGAUUGGGCGCCACUCUCCUGCAGAAAGUGGAUUCAGAAUGGUGUUUUUUGCUUUGACCAAUGGCAGCACCUGUGAGCCUAAUGAGAUCACAUGCAGUACCUCCACCUUGUGCCUGCCACGUGCGCACCUGUGUGAUGGCCAGGUGGAUUGUCCUGACCACUCUGAUGAGAUGAAGUGUCCUGCCAAGAGACAGCAUGCCCAGAAAGGUGUGUGUUGGCAAGAAAGUUUCUACAUAGAGUGUGAUGGAGUGUGGCAGUGUGCGGAAGGGGAGGAUGAGAAGGGGUGUCUUGGGUGUGGUGCUGAUGAGUGGUACUGUGGUGUGGGGCAGGAGUGCUACACGGCAUCACAGCGCUGUGAUGGAACCCUCCAGUGCUCCAAUGCUGUGGAUGAACUCUCCUGCAAUACCAAGUGCCAGAAUGAGGUUGCCUGCUGGGGGGCGGCUGUUACCCCUUCUACCAGCGGUGUGAUGGCUCUCCUGACUGUGGUGACGCAUCUGAUGAGGCCAACUGUUCCCCUUUGCUCUGUAAUGGCAAGAAUGGCACUUUCCUGUGUAACAACCGGCGGUGCAUCCGAGAGACCUGGAGGUGUGACCAGCUGGACGACUGCCGGGACGGAAGCGACGAGCAGGACUGCCUCAGGAACUCAGUGAUAGGUGUGGCAGCGAUGGGAGGACUAAUGUGCUCCUUGAUGCUGGUGGUGGCUGUGGGCUGCACUGGGAGGCUCUACGCGCUCAAGAUGGGCCUGACACGCUUGCAGAGUCAGGGUCGGGGCAGGGGCGGGGUGCAGCAGGGGGUGAAGGUCGUGGUCCCCCUGCCCCACGAUCAAGGCUGGAGGAACACUUGCUGCAGAGAGAGAUGCCGCCGUCGUAUGAUGUCGCUGUGAAUGAUGCGUCCAGCUCGCUGUUCGGCAUGUGGGGGUGUCACCGUCCCUGGCGCCGCCCCUCAGUGCCGCAGGAGAGGGACCAGACCCCCCUCCCCCAGAGUGCCAGUAUAUGGAGGCACUCCCCCACUGGAGCCCCGUCGCCCCCACCCCUCCUCCCAGCUGACCGGAGAGGAGGUGGAGAAAGUGGAGGAGGGUGGAGAUGUGGACUUCUUCUCCACGCAAGAGGAGGAUGUGCCCCUGCUCACAAAUCUGGUGGAAGGCGGUUACCAUGGCGAUGAGGAGAGGAGGCAGCAGGAGGAGGAAGAGGAGGUGGUGGAGGAGGAGGAGGAGGAGGAGGAGGAGGCAGAUGAUGUUCCUCUUCUCCUGGACCUCAUCUCCACCUCCUCCACCUCCACAUCUUCCUCCACCUUUGAACUGGACUCAGAUGAAGAAAUAACAAACAAGAGGCAAGAAGAUGUUUUGGUGGAGAUUACAAGGCACCCACCACACCACCCUGAACUGAACCCCCCACACCACUCUCAAGGGGAUGAUGGCUCUCCUGCACCUCCUCCUCCCUCCUCUGUGUUUUCCUGAAGGAGGGGAUGUGCUGUCAGAUACAAGGGCUGCUGUGUUGGCUCUGAGUGCUGUUCAGUCACACAUGGACAGCAUCACUCACUCGGAUACAGAGUUGAUUAGUCAGUGAGUGUGUGUGUGUGUGUGUGUGUGUGUGUGUGUGUGUGUGUGUGGAUCAGUCAGUCAGUCAGUGAGAAAGGGAGGCAAGGAGGGAAUGUGUGUGUGUUUGGGUGACUGUGUGUAUGUGUGUGUGUUGCUUAGAAAUUAUAGAUAAAAGAUGAGAGAGAGAGAGAGAGAGAGAGAGAGAGAGAGAGAGAGAGAGAGAGAGAGAGAGAGAGAGAGAUACAA